Fusarium vanettenii 77-13-4 is the source of this 1452-nucleotide messenger RNA. RefSeq lists its product as uncharacterized. Gene Ontology annotation, cellular component: membrane. The coding region runs from base 1 to 1452 and encodes 483 amino acids. The record is from RefSeq and is a predicted model, not a curated record. NCBI's taxonomy places the organism in Eukaryota, Fungi, Ascomycota, Sordariomycetes, Hypocreales, Nectriaceae. Gene Ontology annotation, biological process: transmembrane transport; carbohydrate transport. Gene Ontology annotation, molecular function: carbohydrate:proton symporter activity. The transcript is spliced from 2 exons.
AUGAGUUGCUAUACAAAGGCUAACGACGGCGCGUGUAAUCUAGGCUCUAUGAUGAACGGUCUCCAGACACUCCCACAGUGGCGAGGAUUCUUCAACAACCCUCCCGCUCCGCUUCUUGGAGCCAUCAACGCAGUCUAUCCCGUUUGCAAGAUUCUCGGCCUGGUCCCUGCUACCUUGAUCUCGGAUAAAUGGGGUCGUAAGACGCCAAUCUACAUUGGUCUUGUUGCUCUCGUCUUUGGACCAGCUAUUCAAGCAGCAUCCAUGAACCUCCCCAUGUUCAUCGUGUCCAGAGGUCUCAUUGGAUUUGCUACAGUCUUCCCUCAGGUGGCCUGCCCGAUUCUCGUGUCCGAACUGUCUUAUCCGACCCACAGAGGCAAAAUGACGGCCCUGUACAACACCUUCUUUUACUUUGGUGCCAUUGGAGCGGCUUGGAUCACCUACGGAACCUUCAAGAUUCAGUCUACCUGGGCUUGGCGUAUUCCCUCGGCAUUGCAGGCAGCCAUUCCAUUUUGUCAGCUUCUGUUCAUCUACUGGGUCCCUGAAUCUCCUCGAUGGCUCAUUGCCAAUGGCAAAAAGGAACAGGCUGUUGCUCUUCUCACCAAGUGGCAUGCGGCCGGACAGACAGCCUCUCCUCUUGUCGAGUACGAGAUUACCGAGAUCGAAAAGGCCCUCGAACUGGAGCGCAACCAAGAGUCAUCUGUCUCAUGGUUGACCCUUGUCCAAACCGGUCCUAUGCGCAAGCGAACUUUCAUCGCCUUUAUCCUCGGCUUCUUUAGUCAGUGGAACGGUAUCAGUGUUGUGACAUACUACCUGACUCUUGUCCUCAACACUAUCGGAAUCACCGCCGUGCAGGAUCAGACCUUGAUCAAUGGCCUGCUUCAGCUCUUCAACUUUGCUGCCGCCGUUUUUGCCGGUGCUAUGAUGGUUGAUCGAUUUGGACGUCGAAGACUGCUGCUGGUAUCUACUAUUGGUCUCGGCUUCAGCUACAUCGCCUGGACGGCCCUGACGAGUUACUUCAUCAGGAGCCACGACGAAUCGGCUGGUCGAGCUGUUGUGGCAUUCAUCUUCAUCGCCUUUUUCUUCUAUGACAUUGCUUGGACACCACUCCCGCAGGCAUAUACCAUCGAGAUCUUCCCCUUCCUGACUCGCAGCCGCGGCUUGACCACCGAGCUUACGUCCUCCUACAUCGGCCUGAUCACCGCCCAGCUGAUCAACCCCGUUGGAUUGGCUGCUAUUGGAUGGAGGUACUACAUCGUGUUCUGCUGCAUCUUGGCUGCUCUGUCCACGCUCAUCUACUUUGUCUUCCCCGAGACCAAGGGCCGCACAUUGGAGCAGAUCACCGAGAUCUUUGAUGGAAAGAGUAUUACUGUGGCUGCUGAAGAUCUUGUUAGCAAGGGUGGAGUUGUACAGGAGGUUGAGAUGCCAGGCAAGCGUGACAGCGUGGAUGUCUAA